Messenger RNA from Drosophila ficusphila, 3895 nucleotides. RefSeq lists its product as uncharacterized. Lineage: Eukaryota; Metazoa; Arthropoda; Insecta; Diptera; Drosophilidae. The record is from RefSeq and is a predicted model, not a curated record. Gene Ontology annotation, cellular component: membrane.
CGCAACGUUGGAAAAACUAUAGAAGUCGCCUCUGAGGAAAUGCAUAAGACUUUCGUGAUUCUGAAACGGUUUUCCAGUUCAAAUCCUUUUAAGAGUCCCAACACAGCUUCUGCUGGAGUUUUCGAGGGGAGAGAAGGUUUUGGCAGAGCCUUUGAAUACGGUUGAUAUCAGUUGAAUAAACUCAGUCACGAAGCGAACGGCGACUGGGAAAGUUCAAGCGGUUUCAAGCGGUCCACAAAAAAAAAAAAAAUAAACGUAAGAAAAAGAAAAAUCGAAUAUACAAGAAAGCGAGCUUUCACGCAGUGAAUUUUUGGAAUAACAAAUUGAAAGGAAAGCCCCCGAAAGUGGAGCAAAAGUGGAAACCUUGAAAAGUGCAAGGAAAACGGAAAAGCUAAUUGAAAAUAACAAAGAUCAAGUAUUUGAAGUCUUGAAAAACCAAACUCAGUCAAAUUGUGCUCUGUGAUUUAGUGUGUAAUAUACGAGUGCGAGUAUAGCCACAACAACAACUGGCUUUCGUCCGCCUUGAUGAUCACAAAUUUCAAUUGAAUUUAAUCAAAAUCACAAGAAAAAGCCAGCGAGAGAAAUCGUAAAAAGCAAAAUAAACUAGGGAUUUAAUUUCGAGUGCCGCGCAAUGUGUUAUAGUCUCUGUGUGCAACAGUGAGUGACCGAGAAACUUAGAUCGGUGGCAGUUUUCCCCUCUCCCCACCCCACCCCUCACCACCGAGUGUCGAUUUCCAAAAAUGGGGAAAAUGGUCAGCGAGGAAAUGGCCACGGAUCCGGCGCUUUCGGAAAAGGUGGAACUAUCGCGAUUCGGAGAAUUCUGCCAGCGGCGCGGCAUUAAUCCCAACCUGAUAAUGCUGAAAAUAACCCUUUUCGUGAUGUACGGCGCGACCUCGUCCCUUCUGCCCUACCUGACGAUCCACAUGCAGUCGAUUGGCCUCACCGUGGAGGAGAUUGCAAUUAUCUACCUGGCCCUGCCCUUCACCACAUUUCUUAGCCCGCCCAUCACAGGCUUCCUCGUUGACAAAUUUGGCAAAUACAAACCGGUCGUUGUGAUGAGUCUGCUCCUGAAUGCGAUUUUCCAUCACUCGCUGCUCUUUAUACCGCAGCAGGAGAUUCCGGGCGUGGUGCCAUCGGCGUUCGUAUUGAGACAUCCAGACAGCGGCGAUAUUGAGGUCUGGUGGUCCCCCUGUCCGAGUCGGGAAUGUCCGGAGGAGCCGGAGCUGGAAUUGGCCGUGCAUCAGUGCGUCGACUAUUGUUUGAUGCAGGAGCAAGUUAAUCCGCAGCUUUACACGAAUACCCCGGCGUAUGACGUCCGUCCGGUGGGGAGCAGCACCACCCAGAGAUCCCAGCUAACGGCAACCACAACAAGGACGACCUCGACCACGACCACGACCAUCGCCGCAAUGGAACCCUCCUCGGAUUCGAGCACUUCGCCGGCCCCAACCACAUCGACCACCGCAUCGCCGGCGUCAUCAUUGCCGGCAUUAUUCGCAACGCAAACGAGGAGCAGAUACCAAGAAGUACUUAAUAUGUCAGCGACCAUGUUCCCGCCGAUGUCCCAGCUGAAGGAUCCCGCUCCCGACCAGUCCAUUGGUCCAUCGUCGUCAGCCGAACUGUCGGCCAUGUCCAUGCAGGGAUUGAAUUUGACAGAUAACAAAAGCCAGAAGAAGGCGCCUUGGAGCAGCUGGGUGCACUCGGAUAAUGACGACGCCACCUACUUCAUGCUGCAGAUGCAUCCCGAUCUCGCGGAUCCCACGGAGCAACUGGGAAUGGAGAUCGAGCAGGACGCGAACGAGACGGUCACCGACAUCCUGCAGAGAUUCGGUCACGACUAUCUGGUCAGGGGUAAGAUAAACCUCACCGACAUGGACGAUCUGGAUCUGAGGUGCGGCGGCUUGGUUCGUCGCACCAACAUGUCGAACUUGGGAUCCGGAGCUGUGAAAUGCAUGAUGCAACGUUGCACUUUCACCAUGAAUGCCCCGGAAAUCUGUCCACCCGACUACAAAGAAACCGAUGAGAUCAUCUUUUGGGUGUACUUCCUCCUGAGAUUUUUGGCCACCACAAUGCUGUCAGCGGGAGUCACCAUCAUGGAUCCGAUUGCACUGACAAUGAUUGAGAAGUACGGCGGUGAUUUUGGACGCGAGCGUCUGUUCUCCAGCAUCGGCAUGGCCAUAUUCUCCCCGAUAACGGGCAUUAUGAUUGAUUACUCCUCGCGGGGAUUGGGCUACACGGACUACUCGGCGGCCUUCUACACGUACGAUGUCCUCCUCGUCAUAUCCACGAUGUCGGUGCUGAUGAUGCCGCUCGGCGAGAAGCUGCCGGCGGACAAUGUGUUCCGGGAUCUGUGGAAUCUGCUGAAGAUGCCCCACGUGAUUGCCUUCAUCUGUUUCCUGUUUGUGCUCGGCAAUUUCUGGGGCUUCAUCGAGAGUUUCCUCUUCCUGUACCUCAAGGAACUGGGAGCUCCAAACUAUCUCUUGGGUAUCACCAUCACUGUGGGCACUGUAAGCAGCAUUCCCUUCCUCUACGGAGCGGAGAAAAUCACACGUAUCUUUGGGCACGUUAACUUGAUUAUCAUCGCGUUUUUCUCGCACGCCGGUCGAUUGGUUGGCUACUCCUUCAUCGAGAAUGCCUGGUGGUGUUUUCCGUUCGAGGCCAUGGAGUCCUUAUCCUGCCAUCUGAUGUGGGUCGCGGCGGCCACCUACUGCUCCAUUCUUGCCCCGAAAAGUUUGCUGGCCACGUUGAUUGGUGUUUUGGGCAUGGCCCACUUCAGUUUGGGACGCGGCAGUGGCAGCUUCACUGGAGGACUCCUCAUCGGUCAGUUCGGCACUCGAGAUGCCUUCCGGUACAUGGGAUUACUGGCGGUGGUGGGCGGCAUUGCCUACGGACUACUCCAUCUGAUUUGGCUGCGCAAAUUCGAUCACACGACGGAGGAGUCCGAGGAGGAGGUGGAGGCGGCGGAGGCCGGCGAGACGGAGAAGCUCACAGAGCCCGCCACCAAGGAGCAGGGCACUUCGAUGUCCUUGGAGCGGCUGAGCCUGAUGAUUAAGUACAAUCAGAUUGGCAGUCUCUCAUCGCUGCCAAGAGGAUCGCGGGCCGAUAUCCAUGACCAUCUGUCGGUGCGUCGCAGCAGCUACAAUGUAGAGUCCUUGCGAGGGGUUCCGCGGCACGGGAACAUCGGCAGCGCCUCCAAGGUGGACAUCCUGCGCUCGGCGCUGGAGAUUAAUCACAAGUCCUCGAACAAUUCGAUGCUGAGCAAGGCCGAUAACAAGACGUCGAAUCAAUCAUUGGGCCGCAAUCGGGCCGACAGUGCCCCGAAAUUGAAUCACAGCAAUCUGAAGAACAUCUCGCAGCCAGCUUUGGAGGGCGUGGUCCUGGAGGGCGUGGAAUCAACAUUUUUUCCCAGCCGCAUGAAAAAGUAUCCAAGUGGUUUGUUAACUUCAAUACCCGCUGUGGAUUUAUCCGUAAUACCCAGCUCCAUGUUAAUGGAUCAGGAGGGUCGCAAGGUCAUUCCUGAGGAGACGGAGCUGCACGCCUCGAAGACCACCGUGAAUUUGGGGGAGGAGAAGGCGGAGUCGCCGCCUCCUCAGCAGCAACAAAAAGCAAAUGGAAAUGGGAAAAGUCCUCCCCAGCAGCAGCAGCAGCAGCAGGAGGAUAAAAAAUCGGAUGCCACUUGAUGGACUGCCAACCCAAUUCGCUGACCUGCCACACGUGGCGUAUGAGUGAUAUUAAUAAACCAAAAGUGAAUGGAACGAAGAGAAAAUCAAAUUGAUAAACGAAAACUAUUGUUUAGUUGUACAUGUGUGUGUUAUGUUAUAUAAAUGUAUAUGUCUUUGUAUAAAUUAUGCAAAAAGCGAAAACUGAAUAAACAAAAACUGUUGAAAAGACCGGCAAA